Messenger RNA from Dentiscutata erythropus, 1003 nucleotides. Lineage: Eukaryota; Fungi; Glomeromycota; Glomeromycetes; Diversisporales; Gigasporaceae. The record is from the annotation of a GenBank genome assembly.
AUGAUAUAUGAACACCAUGAUAAAAGUAUGGCACGUACUGCUGUUAGAUCAUUGAGACAAGCAAGAGAACAAAAUAAUACAGCCAUGUCUAUUAUUUCAUCAGAUUCUAGAGUUUCAAGUAAUAAUACACGAAUGUCAGAAGCUUCCUCAAUCCCAUCACAUGCAACCAAAAGCAUGAAUUUAAUCGUCGUCUCCUACGCUUGGUGCCGCAAAACACUAAGCACUAAAAUUCUUGUUGAGUAUACAGAAAAGUUAAAAAAAGCCAAAGUUUCUAUUCUCUCUAAAUCACAAGAACCAGUUACAAUUAUGUUUGAUGGUUGGAAGAAUGUGCAUUGUCAAGAAAUUCUGGGUGCCAUUAUUCUCUCUAUAUCAAAUCAGCUAUAUAUAUGGAGUACUGAAGAUAUUAGCAAUUGUAGCCAAAAAACUUCUGAUGUAUUAAAUACAAUUCAUACUUUUUUUGAGCAUGCCAAUGAUCAGAAUCUUAAUGUAGUAGCCAUGGUUACAGAUAGUGCAUUAGUAUAUGCUUCUGCACAGUGCAAAAUACGAUUACAAAAACCAAUGAAGAAUACCAUUGGAAUCACAUCAUAUUUUACUGAUAAACGGCAUUUAAAGGCAAUAUCAUUACUUCGUGAUGAGCAGCAGAGAGUUUACAAAACCAUAUAUAGCUUUAUGCGUCCAGUAACCACCCGCUGGAAUUCUUAUUAUUAUUGCUUCGCAAUGCUCUUAAGAAGCAAACGUGCUUUACAGUCUUAUUCAAUCCUCAUUCUAAACUAUCUUCAGCAUAAUGCGGCUAAUCUUUUUGAUAUUGUAUAUGUAUUUGGAUAUGUAGCACAACAGUAUGAAAAUGAUGUUAAUGGAUUUGGUUAUAAAAUACAACAAAAACUUGAAAAAAGAUGGGCGGAAUGGGAACAACCUCUCCUUUUAUUGGCAAUUAUAUUUUACCUACAAUAUCGUAUUCAAGCCUUGUCUGAUAUUAAAUUUUUUUCUCUUAAACGAAUAAUGA